Drosophila sechellia is the source of this 1334-nucleotide messenger RNA. RefSeq lists its product as uncharacterized. The transcript has 2 exons. Lineage: Eukaryota; Metazoa; Arthropoda; Insecta; Diptera; Drosophilidae. The record is from RefSeq and is a predicted model, not a curated record.
CUCCACAGUCUUCAGUCCCCAGUCUACAGUCUUCAGUCUUCAAUCUUCAGUCUUGAGAGGCAAUCUGCAGUCCGCCGUCUAAUUUCACAGUCAUCAAGGCGCGGUAUCAAGCCGCGUAGAAAGCGAGAGUCUCGAUUACAGUUUAGUUGCGCCUGCGCAGUCAUCGCGGCCCGUGGAAAAUCGCCAUCAAGGUGAAUUACCCCAACCGGAGACGCCCACGCCCCCCAGUAAAUGUGUCAAGCGAAAUUGGAUCGGCGGUUGAAGAUGGAUGUAUCUCACGAAUACAUCAAUUAAACGGCUAAGGCGAUUGCGAUAGGUGCAAAAAAUGAGAUGCAUGUGGGUCUGCAGACACUGAAUUGGAUUUACCUAAAUUAUUUUGUUAGACUUGUCAGUUGGCUUGUUCUACCGCAUAUCCGAGAGUCAGGUUCCCAUGGAGCAGAUUUCUACAGUUCACAUUCGUUGGAAACACGGGUUAACAAACCUUUUAGCAAGUUUUCUUGACUACCUCCGCGCCAAAGCUGUUUAUGUGGCUGCCACUCGACACACAUUUGGAAUAUAAGCGGCGACAUAUAGGUGUUUUAUUUACUUACAAAAACGAUAAGAUAGGAAUACGAAAAAUAGCUCUAUCGGCGCGCAUUUACUCGACGACUUUGCCGCUUUCGAUUGCGUUUAAUUGCAUCAAAAUUUAUUUAUAAUUUGGAGCGUAAACAAGCGAUUCAUGGUCAAUCGGAUCGGUUGGACCCCAAAUGUGUCCGCUCAAUGGGCCCCACAAGUGUCAUCCACACAACGGAGGGAAAAGCGAGCCACAAUUUGGAUUAUCGUCUGAUUUAUUGGGUCUGGGACGCACUUUCAAAACCAAAGUCUCUUGCAUUGAGUAUCUAUGUCUGCGUCCGAAGGCGACACAAAGUAUUUCCAUUUCAAAAUGCAGCCAAUGGUCAGCGGAUUUCGUAACUCGAAUGCAAACUGCACAGGUGGACAAGUUUAGGAGAGGCCCAAAAAAUAAAAACACAAAUACGAAAUACAAAAUACAAAAUAGCCCACCGCAUUUGGGUCUCUGAAAUUUGGUUCAGGUUCGUCGUCGUGCUUAUGUCAUUUGUUGUCAUUAUGAAAAAAUUAUUAUAUUAAUUGUGUCCCAAAACUGGAGCGUCAACAAUAGCUGGCAAUUAAAUUUGGGUCUAUGAUGUGUCAAAAAAAUAUAAGCCAACGCGGAAACCUAAAAGCACGUGGUGUGGUCCCCUGGAAAACAUAAACUAUUACUGCCGCUUUAUAAUAUUAUAAUAAAUGCAUUUCAGACAGCUACCUAAUCCGAAAUAAACAUAAUAUAUGGUCUCGAA